This is a messenger RNA of Anguilla anguilla (European eel), 2560 nucleotides long. It is a transcript of the gene nek11, whose product is annotated as NIMA-related kinase 11. NCBI's taxonomy places the organism in Eukaryota, Metazoa, Chordata, Actinopteri, Anguilliformes, Anguillidae. Gene Ontology annotation, molecular function: ATP binding; protein kinase activity. The transcript has 16 exons. The record is from RefSeq and is a predicted model, not a curated record. The coding region runs from base 131 to 1942 and encodes 603 amino acids. Gene Ontology annotation, biological process: protein phosphorylation.
CAAGAAUAAACACGGAUGUGGAACAACAGCUUUGUUGUAGCAUGUUUCCGCAAUAAAUCCACGCAUCACGAACAAGUCCCCAGAGAUUUAGGCUUGAAAGUCCUCUUACUGGCAGCCUACCUUGGUGAAGAUGCCCAAGUUCCGGGAGCUGGGAGCACGGUCAGCUUCCUUCCCUGUUUCCUCGUUGACCGCUGACCCCAGCAGUCUGAUAGCUAAGAGAUACAUUAUCCAGCAGAGACUGGGCCGUGGGAGUUUUGGCACGGUGUAUCUUGUGCACGACACCAAAUCCAGAGAGGGAGAAUACUUGAAGGUGCUGAAGGAGAUUCCUGUUGGUGACCUUAACCCCAAUGAGACAGUGCAGGCCAACCUGGAGGCCCAGCUCCUAUCUCAACUCCACCACCCUGCCAUUUUGAAAUUCUUCUCCAGCUUCCUUGAGAGGGACACUUUCUGCAUAAUAACAGAAUACUGCGAGGACAAGGAUUUGGACUAUAAGAUCCAGGAGCUCAGAGAGACAGGAAGGACACUCCCAGAGCAACAGAUCACAGAGUGGUUCAUUCAGUUACUGCUGGGUGUCCACUACAUGCACCAGAGGCGAAUACUCCACAGAGAUCUAAAGGCUAAAAACAUUUUUCUGAAGAAGAACAUUGUUAAAAUAGGUGACUUUGGAGUGUCUUGUCUUCUCAUGGGGUCACGUGACUUAGCCACCACCUUUACUGGGACACCAUAUUACAUGAGCCCUGAGGCUCUCAGCCAUCAGGGAUACAACUCUAAAUCUGACAUCUGGUCCUUGGGUUGCAUCUUAUAUGAGAUGUGCUGCCUGGAGCAUGCCUUCAACGGACACAGUUUCCUUACAGUUGUUAUGAAGAUUGUGGAAGGGGGAACCCCAGCUCUCCCAGAGAAAUACUCCAAGGAGCUCAAUUCAGUAAUGCAAAGUAUGCUGAAUAAGGACCCAGAUCAGAGGCUGUCUGCAGGGGAUAUGCUGAAGAUGAAGUUCAUUGAGGAGAACAUGCAUAGCAUAAAACACAAAUUUUCCAGCUUGACGCUGAAAGACAAAACAUUGAAGAGUGAGAGAGAUGCUGCAAAGAUCAUGAGAGCUCUCCAAAACAAGGUUCACCUGCAGACCCUGCGGGAGAAGUCGGAGUUCCAGAAGAUGACACCAAGGGAGCGCAUGAGGCUGAGGAAGCUGCAGGCUGCGGACGAGAAGGCCUGGAAACUGAAGCAGCUCGCUGAAGAGAAAUAUGAGGAAAACUACCGACGGAUGCAGGAGCUGCGGUGCCGGAAUUUUCAGAAAGUCAGUUUGGAUGUCCUGAAUGAGAGCAUGGCUGAGGUAGCCAGCAAGACCCAGCCAAUAACAGCGCGAGACUACCAAUCUCUGGGAUGCCCACAGCCAACGGACAAGCAGCACCCGGACAGACUGUCAAUGUCUGAGCCUGGAGAACAAGAGAUCCCAGAGGAUCCACUGACUGCCGAGGCAUACUAUUAUGAAGAUGGAUUUGAAUCCUGCUCCGAUGAAGAAGAAACAGGAGAGGAGGAGAAAGACUUUGAGAACUCUUUGGACACUCUCCACAGAACGUGUGGGCAGGACAGUGACAUGGAAGCCAUGGUGAAGUACAUGGAGAAUGUUCUGGACACUGAGUCCAGUGGAUCAGAAACGGUGACAGAAGAAGCCCAAGUGGGACCCCAGGGGCCCGGUGUCAUCAACUGCACAAUGGCUGAGACCAGAUUGCAGCGUAUGAGGGAGUCAAUUAUGGACAGACUGGGUGCAGAGGUGUUCCAGAAAGUGUAUGACUACCUGAAGAAGGCAAGAGAGCAACAGGAGAGUGAGGCUGACAUCAAAGACUUCCUGGGAAAGUUGGUGGAGAAGCCCAGUGACUGCUUUGAGGUGGACCAGCUGCUGUACUAUGAAGAACAACUUCAGAAGAGUCGAGAGGGUCAGGAAUGACAAGCUCAACCACACAUACAUGCACUUGCAUACACACACACACACACACACACACCAGCAUGCAGGCAUGCACACAUAUAUACAUACAUAUGCAGUUUGCACACAUCAUUUUCUUCCUAUCACACACAACAUUCAAAGCUGACACACAUUUAUGAAGAACACUACAUAACUAGUGAAACAAGGGAACAGAAAAAACUGACCAUGUGUCCUAAGGUAGCCAGUGGAUGCCAUACUGUGAAUUCCCCCUUAUCCCUGAAUGUGUGCAAUGGAAUUCUCAUUUCUGAACUUUGUAACUUAUUUUAUAUGGAAACUUCUUUGCAUGGCCAGCAAAGAUCAUGGUUCUAUGCUAGUUUAAACAGCAUAAUCAACUUUUCUGUUGUUUACAAAGGCUAAUUCUGAUUACGCUUUAGAUUUACACUCCGAAGGAGGGCACAGCUAGCUUGAGACUAAUGUGUAAUAAUAAUAUUAUGAAUAAUACUGAAUGUUGAUUAACGCUUUGCGGCAUCUGCAUCAGGGAUUUUUGUAUUAUCUGUAUUAUUAUCUGUAAUGCAUUGCAAUCAUGUAGCAGGGGUAUGGAAGAGAUGAUUAAAUAAAAAGCCUGAGACUAUUUUAAUUGCA